AUGAGAGAAGCCACCUGUGCGGGAAAUCUAAUUUUCGACGAAUUUCAAUCAGAUUGUGUUCCACCAAAGAAGGUCCACCCUGAGUCCAAAUGUGUGCCUCAACAAUUAAUCAAGACCAGGAAAGUUCAGUUCAAGCCUAAGCAAUUUACGAAGAUUAUGAAACACAUUACAAAGAAGCCUGAACUUAUUAUGAAACAAAUUACAAAGAAGCCCGAACUUAUUAUGAAACCAAUUACAAAGAAGCCCGAACUUAUUUUAACUCCACCGAUACUUCUAGCCGGACAAAACUCUAUUUCAAAGAAUGAAAAAGACUCAGAACCAGAGGAUGAAGAGAUUAACUUUGCCGCCGAUUCAAACGGAGCUAGUUCUCGAUCAUUAGAUAUGGGCACUUACAACACGGAUGUCAUUGCAGAUGUCAAUCGUGUGGAAUUUAAUCAUUCAUCGGACCGAAAAUUGUCAAACGCCGAAAGCUUAAGCACUAAAUCGCCAGGGACGAAAAAUAAUUCAAUUACCACUGCAACAUGGCGGGAAGCCGAGCAUUCUUUAUCUACAAGAUCUUCUCAAGUAUUUACACCAACCGAACCUAACACGACUCCGCAGAGAACUGUUGCCUCUACACAGAAUCAAGCUAAGGAGGUUAAACUUGGCGGGAAGUUUGGUCGGGGCAUGGUAUUUAAUCCCAAUCGUGGCAAUGAAUUCCCACUUAGUUAUAAAUAUACAACUUCUAACCCGCACACAAAUAUUCCCUCUGAGCUAAGUACCGUACAAUGGGGCAACUUAACAACACCAAAACCUGUAUAUUUACUUCUAGGGUCGACUACUCUAGCUACAAAUUACGAUGGAGACCUUGCGUCCAACCAGAACUUAGUUAGGAAUGGCUUCAAUGAUCAAACAAUGUCAAAUGGUGGCGGCAAUAGAAAUAAUCUGAACACGAAUACGAACGAUCGAAACGUCAGCAACCACUUAAAAAAUGACAAUUCGAGUGACAUAGAAGGCGCUAAUACGGAGAACAUAACCCAUGUUGGCUUGACAGGAAUAGAAGGUCAAGACAAAAUUUCUAAUAACAAAACUAAAGAAGCAAAUAAUGUGAGUAAAGGUUCAGUUGGAACAGUUGAAAAUUCGACAAACAUUCAGAAUGGAUCUGAGGGCACCAAUAAUGACAACGGUCAAGGAAGCUUAAAACUUUCUGGACAUCAUAUGUCAUUAGGAGACAGGGAUAACAAUAAUGCGAGUAAAUAUGUCAACUCAAAUGGAUCACGCGAAGUGGAAAGUUCAACAGUUUCUCCUGAAGACGAACACAAUCUUAAGGGUAUGAAAGCCAGUCGACAAUCUUCUGAUUUGGAAAUCGGUAUGGAACCUGCAGAGACAAAUCGCACUAAAUUAGAUGUCAAUAGUAGAAAUAAUAGCAGAUCCAAACCAACAAAUGACCAGAUCGGCCGAGACAAUGGAAUCGCAACGCUUGGGGUUAACGAUGAACUCGCGACUAAAGGUUUAAUACCAGCUGCUAACAGAAAUAAUACUACAUCCGUUACAAAUAUAAAUGAAACUAUUUUUAAUAACGACCUAUCCCAUCAUGGUGGAAAAAAUUAUACAAACAUUAACCAAAAUGAAUCUGGGAAGCGUUCUAAUAAUGUAAGCGUUCUUGAGACUGAAAGAGCUAUUGGCGGGCCAGCAAAUCAAACUGGUAAUGGUACACUCAACAAUGGAGGUACUCGGGACGAUCCUGGUUCCUCUCAGAAUACUCGUCAUAACAAUGAUAUAACCCAAACUGGUCAAGGGAACAGUUCAUACACCGAUGACGGCACAAGUGGGAGGAAUAUAACAUUUAGUGGCGACAGAACUGAGACAAAUAAUGGUGUACCUGAUGGAAACAAUCGCUCCCUCAUUCCCCACAACGCCGAGCAGGGAGAUAUUGCAAAUUCUCCGACUAACAUGGAUAAACAUUCAUCCAUCAGAAAUGACGAAAUUAAUUCAACUUCCGCUGACAAACAAAAUAUUAAAUCAAGCGAGAAUGGCAUCUCAUUCAACAUGGCUAAUAACGAACCUGUAGCAUUGUCCACAGGAGAUGAAAGUGAAACGAACAGUACUGUGUCUUCAAAUAAUCGUCUCCAAGAUAGUGUGAGCAGUGGAGCCAUGACAUGGAGAAAUAAUAGUGGAAAAGAAAGCAAUGUUGCUUCCAUAAACAGUAUAACACACCAGUAUAAGCACAGUAUAAGCACACCUUUAAACUCCCCCGACUCCCAUGGUAUAAUUUCUAACAGUGUGUCGAACUUAACAAUUAUUAGUACUUACUCAAACGCCACUAACGUCAUGCUUGAUAACACUACAAAGGAAGCCAGCGAGCAUCAAGUUAACCAGGCUCAAUCGUCCAACGGACAAAUUGAGACUGAGACAGUUACUACAUUAUCCAGACACACAAACGAAAAAUUGUUCAUUACUGGAAGAGCUGGGAAGAAUAUUACUAAUAACCCAGACUCAAAGCCAGCCCCGAGUAGUGGAUCCGUCCAGAAUGGAACUACAUCUGAUACUCUUUCUCAUCGUAGACAAAAUACUAGUGUGCUCGGCGCUAACACCACAGAACCAUUAAAGGACCAGACUGACAAUCGAACCGUAGAUUUGGCCCCAGGAGUUAUCAUUAAUGCAAACAAUAUUAAAAAUUAUUCUCUCAGUGGUGCAGCAAAAGUCAGUAGCAGUGCAGGAAAUCAAGAUCUUUCAAAUUUUUCCAACGUUUCUCAUAAUUUAAGUUCAACUGAUGGUUUUAACAAGAGCAGAUCUUUCCGAAAUGGGAACAGCAAUGGUAGCGAAUUUGAAAUUGAAACUAUUACGACAAUAGAGAAGUACUCGACUGAGACAUUCUUCACCAAUGGAACUAGGAGAAAUAACAAUAAUUUGAUCUCCACAACCGAAAAGAAUUCAUUGAUGAUAAACGACAAAAUCACGUCAAGGGGUAAUAAUCUUGCGAAUUCGUCACAAUUAAAAAACAAAACACCCUCAACAAGCAACAAUGCCACAGUUUUGUCGGGGAAUACAAAUAUUUCAUUGCCAAAACCAAGCUCAUUUUUAAAUUCGUCCAAUUCCACAGAUCUUAAAAGUUCUGCAAAUGUGAAUGGUAGCGCGGGGAUCGACACAAAUAGAAAAUCUACACAAGUUAAUGGGACAGUAACAAAUCCUCCCCGAGUCGAUUCGGUUAACGAUAAUAAUAAAGCAACAUUCAAUGAUACGAUUAAAUUGUCUGCAAGUAAUUCGACAAUGUCCAUUACAAACAAUGCGCCAAGUAAGGGACGCACAAUGACUCGUUUUGUCGACAAGUCCAAAUCCUUUACAGACAAGGCUCCUACGAACAAAGUAUCAAAGAAGAAAAAACGAAAGGAAACGAAACAUGAAGAAUCUGAGGAAGCAAGCUCAGAAGAAGGAUCUGAAGAGUCCUCAACUGAAGAUGAGAAGCCUGCCAAACGUAAAAAGCCGGUUAUCACAACUAAAUUACCGAUGAAGACUACAACCGAGCCGCCCAUCCUUGCAGUGUUUGACAAUGGCAAACUUUUGAGGGUCCAUAUUAAACCAGCAGGAUAUGCUAAGACAGAUGCCGAAGUUCCAGGGUUUCAAGAAUUGGGGUUAUUUUAA
Folsomia candida is the source of this 3621-nucleotide messenger RNA. RefSeq lists its product as uncharacterized. The coding region runs from base 1 to 3621 and encodes 1206 amino acids. The transcript is spliced from 3 exons. The record is from RefSeq and is a predicted model, not a curated record. Lineage: Eukaryota; Metazoa; Arthropoda; Collembola; Entomobryomorpha; Isotomidae.